Rhizopus microsporus ATCC 52813 is the source of this 1144-nucleotide messenger RNA. RefSeq lists its product as uncharacterized. Bases 404 to 910 code for a protein of 168 amino acids. NCBI's taxonomy places the organism in Eukaryota, Fungi, Mucoromycota, Mucoromycetes, Mucorales, Rhizopodaceae. The transcript has a single exon. The record is from RefSeq and is a predicted model, not a curated record.
CACGCAUAAGUCAAAUAUUGAGGUAGAUUUAAAUUGACUACAGAUUGAUUGUCCCUAAAUCUGAAAUGACUUUUAUAUCAUCAAGACUCAUAGUAUUAAUGUCGCUUUUGAUGGCAUGAUUGGCAUGGUGAAUAGCUGUAUCAAGAAAUACUCUUCAAAGACGCCUUUUUUGUACUCUCAUUUUAAGUCAAGAGACUGGUUUAUCAACAAAUUUCCGGUCAAAGCAAGAGAGCACGAUGUAUGUAAAAAUGGCUAUGCAUUGUUUGGAGAUAAGACGGUGACGACAGGUGUGGUGAGUACAAAGCAAGUGCGGGAAAGAUGAAAUAUCUUUCUUUAAUUGAGCAGCUAGUACUGCUUGUCAGUAACGAUGAAACCCUUGAGCUUGUGAAAUCAUCCGAGAAGUAUGAGGAGAAUCAAGAUGUUCUCUAUGACUCUUUUGAUGGUAUCCUUGGUGAAACUUUUUCCGUUUUACAGCAACAGAAAAGACCGACUGGUCCUCUAUCUUGGUCUUUAUAAUGACGAAUUCUUAGUUUUUAAAAAUGGAAAGCACGCGAUGACUAUCUUCCACUUGGUUACUUUGAACUUACCCAAGGCAAUCCGUACUGAAAACAAGUACAUGCUUCAGCUAUGUGUUGCUCCUGGCCCAAAGUCUCCAAGAGAACUUUUUUCGUUCAUCAAGCCGAUUAAGCAAGAAUUGGAAAUUUUGCAAUCGAAAGGCUUUAGACUGUCAGGUUCAAGCAUGGCUGUUAAUGCACAUAUUCUGUUUGCAUCUGGUGACAUUCCUGCUUGUGCUAAGCUUGCUGGUCAAUCAGGACAUGUCCACCUACGCGGAUGCAGAUGCUGCAUUAUCAAAGCAGCAAGAAUCGAAAACAGAAUUUUUUUUUUACUUCUGAAUUAUUCUAUCAAGUAAAUUCAGGCACUCUUUAUCUUUUUAUUCAGCAUGGUCAACUUUACACAAUCUGGUAGCUACGCACUGAACUUUUUUACUUUUACUUUACCUUGUUUGACACUUACUAUGAAUUCCAAUUGAUGCUUCUUUUUUUGUAAAAUAUUUUUCACUUUACUUGUAUUAAAACACGAUGAGCAGUAUUUUUUAUCCUGAAAAUGGUCAAGGAAAGUUUUUCGAUGAACAUGGGAAUGAGGU